AUGAGCGAAUGCGGACUCGAGCGUCAUGAUACACGCAUCACGCAUCUUGAUUUACUUGGCUUUGUUUCCAUUCCUCCUCACGCUCGUACAAACUCACAUGUUACUCAUUUGAUUCAGCAUUUCCAAACCCAUUGCGCCGAAACCCCCCCAAGCCGAGCGCUUACCACCAUCAUGGCCUACGUUGUGCCUAUUCACGGCGCGAGUGCUGUUCGACAUGCUGUGAAGCUCAACUUCUUCUCCCCGGAUGAAGAUUGUCUAGUUGUGGCCAAGUCAAAUCGUCUCGAGUAUUACACGCUCACACCGGAUGGUCUCACUCUCACGGCAACCUCCAGGCUGUUUGCGCAAAUUCACAUGCUAGCAAGACUACCGGCACCCGCAAGCUCACAUACCGAUCACCUCUUCAUCGGCACCGAUCAAGAUAAUUACUUCACCGUGGCAUGGGAUUCAAGAAGUCAAGAAAUCUACACAGCGCGAAGCUGCGUCGAUAUUGCCGAGCCAUCCUCAAGGUCAUCUCACUGUUCCCCGCGUUGCCUGGUUGACCCUACUGGCCGAUUCAUGACACUUGAGAUCUACGAGGGGGUGAUCGUGGUGGUGCCAAUUGUGCAGCCUACGAAGAAGCGAGGCCGGGUAUCAACAGCUGCAGUUGAUAAUUCCCCCAAGGUGGGGGAACUCUCCAAGCCGACCACGUCACGCAUCGAUGAACUCGUCGUCAGAUCCUCUGCUUUCCUGCACUCCGAAUCAAAUCCGUGGCUAGCACUACUGUAUGAGGAUAACGCGCAGAAGGUGCGUCUUAGGAUCCGUGAGUUGGAAUUUACUCCUGGGUCCUCAUCGGGAUCUCCCCCAGAGGCUACAUUCAACGAGGUCCAAGACCUUGAAGGGGGGCAAUUCGGACAAGAGCUUGACCUUGGCUCCUCACACUUGAUUCCAAUUCCCGCACCGCUGGGUGGUUUGAUUGUUCUCGGCGAGACGACCAUCAAAUAUAUCGACGAUAACGCCAAUAAUGUCCUCACUCGGAACCUCGAUGAGGCGGCUGUCUUUGUUGCCUGGGAGAAGAUUGAUAGCCAGCGUUGGCUUUUGGCUGAUGACUACGGGCGACUCUCUUGUCUUUCGUUUAUUUUGAAUAAUCAGGGAGAGAUUGAUGACUGGAAACUCGAUCAACUCGGCACCACCACUCGCGCGGGGGUCCUGGUCUAUCUUGGUGGUGGAAUGCUGUUUGUUGGCUCUUAUCAUGGCGACUCACAAGUGCUUCAGUUGAAUGAUAGCUCUUUCGAGGUCAUCCAGGUCCUGUCCAACAUCGGACCUAUCCUCGAUUUCACAGUCAUGGACCUUGGAAACCGCACCAACGUGACCCAGACCCAUGAAUUCUCAUCUGGGCAGGCUCGCAUUGUGACUGGGUCUGGUGCAUUUAGCGAUGGUACCCUGCGAAGCGUACGCAGUGGGGUUGGUAUGGAGGAACUCGGCUUGUUGGGCGAAAUGGAGCACAUCACGGGUCUCUGGGGUCUGCAAACCCAGAGUCACACCAAUGGUGAUUGUUUGGAUACCCUGAUUGUUACAUUUGUGGAUGAAACCCGUGUUUUCCGUUUUAGCCCUGACGGUGAAGUCGAGGAACUAGAUCAAUUCCUUGGGCUUGCACUGACAGAGAACACCCUGUUGACCGCGCGUCUUCCUGGCGAUCGAAUACUCCAAGUCACGGAAAAGCGAGUGCUGAUCGCCGACCUCGAAAGUGGCAUGCUCACUUUUGAAUGGGAGCCUCAGACUCACAAACACAAGCUGAUCACCGCUGCCUCUGCCAACGAGGAUAAUCUCAUUUUGGUUGUCGGUGGCCGUAUUGUCGCUUCUUUUGACCUCCAGGACAAUGUCAAGUUCAUCGCGGAUAAAGACUUCGGCGAUGACCAGCAGAUUUCUGGCUUGACCGUCCCUUCUGAGCCACAGGGAAUAUUCAUCGCUGCAUUCCCGCAAUCGGCUCAGGUGUCUGUUUUCGCCAUCGCUGACUUGGCUGAAAUCCACACGAAGUCACUCGGGCCUGCUGGAGAAAGCUUCCCACGAUCAGUUCUUGUGGCUCAAGUACUGGCUGAUAGCCCGCCGACCCUGUUUGUCUCCAUGGCAGAUGGCUGCGUUGUAACCUUUGCCUUGAACCCAGAGGACAAAUCACUCAGUGGGGACACCAAGCUUGUCCUCGGCUCUGAACAGCCGAUCUUCAAGAAACUACCAAAGGGAGAUGGUUUGUACAAUGUUUUCGCCACCUGCGAGAAUCCAAGCCUGAUUUACGGCUCGGAGGGUCGCAUCAUCUACUCUGCCGUGAACUCCGAAGGAGCGACGCGAAUCUGCCACCUGAAUGCAGAGGCAUUCCCCGACGCUAUUGCGGUGGCCACCGAAAGAGAGCUCAAGAUUGCACUGGUGGAUAAGGAACGCACGACACAGAUCCAAACUCUACCCAUGAACUCAACUGUUCGACGUGUUGCAUAUUCGCCUUCCGAGAAGGCAUUUGGGCUUGGUACCAUUGAGCGCACGUUCACAGGUGGUGAUGAGGAUGUCAAAAGUCACUUUGUUCUCGCUGACGAGAUCCUGUUUGGACGGCUUGAUUCUGUUGAACUGGGCGCAAACGAGCUCAUUGAGAGUGUUAUUCGAGCGGAAGUAUCUGCUGGCAAAGAUGAACACGGCAGACCCGCUUCCAGAGACCGAUUUAUCGUCGGUACUGCAUUCACGGAAGGUGAUACGGAUGCUGUGGGUGGACGGAUUCUUGUUUUGGAAGUCGAUCAUGGUCGGAAGCUCACUCAGGUUGCUGAGUUGCGGGUUCGGGGUGCUUGUCGGGGCCUUGCCAUUAUGGGCGAUUGCAUCGUGGCAGCCCUCAUGAAAACGGUUGUUGUUUACAAGAUGAAAACCAACAACGUUGGACCGAUGAAAUUGGAGAAACUUGCCUCGUACCGGACCUCCACCGCACCGGUUGACAUCAUCGUCGUUGGAAAUAUGAUUGCUGUGGCAGACUUGAUGAAGAGUCUGAGUCUUAUUCGAUAUGACCAGGGCAAGAACGGCGAGCCCGAUAGCCUUUCAGAAGUCGGCCGCCACUAUCAAACCGUGUGGUCUACCGCUGUCGCCUCUUUAGAUGACGAGACGUUCCUCCUGAGUGACGCCGAGGGCAAUCUUAUUGUGCUUUCUUCAAACAAGGAAGGUGUCACCACCCAGGACAAGCAUCGUUUGGUUGCGACUAGCGAGAUCUCGCUAGGUCAGAUGGUAAAUCGAAUUCGCCCGGUGGACAUUCCUCACCUCGCGAGUGUGGCAGUAACACCACGCGCUUUCAUGGGAACAGUCGAGGGGUCAAUAUACCUUUUUGCGGAGAUCAACCCGGACCACCAAGACUUCCUCAUGAGACUUCAAGCUGUGCUCUCUACGAAGAUCAAAUCCCUGGGCGAUCUUUCAUUUGACAGGUUCCGUGGUUUCCGCACCUUGGUCCGCAAAGCCGAUGCGCCAUACCGAUUCGUUGAUGGUGAGCUCAUUGAGGAGUUCUUGGGCUGCUCUCCGAGUAUGCAGCAGGAGAUUGUCGAUGAGGUUGGAUCUGAUGAUGUCGAAGGGGUCAAGCGGAUGAUUGAGGCAUUGCGUCGGCUUCACUAA
Penicillium olsonii is the source of this 3609-nucleotide messenger RNA. Lineage: Eukaryota; Fungi; Ascomycota; Eurotiomycetes; Eurotiales; Aspergillaceae. The record is from the annotation of a GenBank genome assembly.